AGAAGUUACGACAUUUUUUGGUUCUGAAGCAACAACGGGAGCUCGCUUGCUGUGAAGAACUCAAACGCCAUGGCCACUUAUCGGAUUGCCGCUGCCAUCAAGCGCUCCGUCAGUGAGGAAUUCCUCUUGGUCCAGCAAGAUCCUCCACCAGCAUUGGAGGAGGAUGAGUACCAACACUAUGUAGACUCCAAUCUCUGGGACUUACCUUCGGCCCCGCUGAAGCCUUUGGAAGGAGAACACCAGUCAAAAGAAGUGAUUGUUGGGGGUGAUGCUCUGCUCGAUGAGCUCGAUCUUAGAACGUUCAAUAUCGACUCAGCUUUAGCUCAGAUUGCAUCUCAAGUAGGAAGAGUUGCAACAAUCUGCAGAAGCUGGUCUUUGUUGAAAUAUGUAGAAGAAGCUGACUUUGGACCUGACUCCCCUGUUAAAACACUCUUUAUUCUAGGAACCCCGACACAGGGAGAUGAAGAUUUUUCAGACUCUUGUAAGUGGAUAUCCAAAGAUCGUGUCGCUAACUCAUCAAGUGAUGAUCGAAUUGGACUUCUCACAAUCAUUGGACUUCUUGAUGGUCCAGAUGAAUCUAGAAAGCCGCAGCUGCCUAGCGUCUUUCUCAGUCAUUCCAUUCAAGAGUACCCUACAGGCAUCAUGGUUAUACCAAUGAAGAGUAGAACACAAAAACCAUUCUCAACAACAAAUCUAGUUCUAAUUGUAGCUGAGGAUGAAACCAGUAAAUCUGAGGACUCUGACAUUAUUAAAUAUGGAGAUGCUCUUCUAGUGGAUCCUGGAUGCUCUAUUCAAUACCACCCUGAUCUGGAAGAUCUUGUUAAAGCUCUUCCCAGAAAACUACUUGUUUUUCUCACUCAUCAUCAUUAUGAUCAUGUUGAUGGUCUUUCAGUUAUCAAUAAAUGCAACCCUGAUGCUAUUUUGUUGGCUCAUGAGAAUACUUUGCGGCGAAUCGAUAAAGCAAAUUGGUCUCAUGAAUCUCUUGCGAUUUCCGGCGGCGAGAAGAUACAGAUAGGCAAUAAAAAACUGGAAGCAGUUUUUUCACCUGGACAUACUGAUGGCCACAAUGCCCUUCUCCAUUUGAAUUCAAAAUCUCUCAUAGUAGGUGAUCAUUGUGUUGGUCAAGGAAGUGCUGUUCUUGACAUCACAAGUGGUGGAAAUAUGAAGGAUUAUUUUCAAACAACUUACAAUUUCUUGGAUCUUAAACCAAGCGUUUUGAUCCCCAUGCAUGGGAGAAUCAAUUUAUGGCCUCAAAGGAUGCUAUGUGGAUAUCUAAAGCAUAGAAGAGAGAGAGAAUUCAAAAUUCUAAGAGCCAUUGAAAAUGGAGCAAAAACUUUGUAUGAUAUUGUUGCAGAUGUUUAUGCAGAUGUAAGUGUCAGAUUGUGGAUUGCAGCUUCAUCAAAUGUGAGGCUUCAUGUUGAUCAUCUGGCUUACCAAGGUAUGUUGCCUAAGGAUUUCAGUUUAGAUGAUUUCAAUGCUAGCUAUGAUGAUUUUAUCAAAAAGAUUUCUACUUUGAACUUAGGGAUAUAAAAGUAUAUUUUGGUGUAAGUUUUAUUGGAAUAAAAAAAAAAAAAAACAUUUCUAUUUGGCAAAAUUAUUAGAAAAAUAUGUACCAUAUCAUGCAAUAUAUCAUGGUGAAGAUGUUAGUCAUAAUAUAUUUGUGUUUUUUGU
Molecule: messenger RNA, 1671 nt
Organism: Dendrobium catenatum
Lineage: Eukaryota; Viridiplantae; Streptophyta; Magnoliopsida; Asparagales; Orchidaceae
Exons: 2
Coding region: 70-1530 (486 amino acids)
Cellular component (GO): plastid
Source: RefSeq, a predicted model, not a curated record